AUGGAGGGAACUGAUCAAGCUCAGCGUGAACGAGAGAAAAAACUCGCCGCAGCCAGAGCAAAGCUACAAAAAUUCCAAAAAACUCGAGUCGCAACAACAUCAAUCGCAGAGCGCAAUGAGGUUGCUACUGCUGCCACUCAUCCAUUGGCCUCAUCAUAUACAAGUACAGAACACUCUGGCUCUACGGCAGCCACAGUCUCGAUACUAGAAGAUCUGGAACUAAAUCCUUCAUCACGAUAUUCACAAUCAACACCAACACCUUUAUUGACGAAUGGCUCAAGAUCAAACACGCCCGCAUUAUUGGAUGCCUCAUACGGGCAAGCAAGAGGACGCAGCAAUUCGACUUCUAAAAUUCCUGUCUCAACUAGUCGAAGUCGCUCAACGUCAAUGAGUCCAACGAGGAAUGCUCCUCUGCCAUUCUCUGAUCCUGCCAAAGAUCUCGUAAAGUCCACAGAGCUCGAAACCCAAAACACCUUUUUGCAUGGACUCAAUGCCACUCUCACAUCAGAGAAUCGUGGCCUACUAGAUAAGCUGUCACAAUUACAGGCAGAUUUAUUAGCAGCAUCACACGAAAAGGAAGCCUCCGAACGUCGCGCUGAAGCGGGCGAACGGUUGGUACAACGAGCUGAAGCUGCAGAACAUGAAGUGACAGAACUAGAAGAUAAAUUAGCCAAGGCACAGCAGGAAGCCAAGGUCCAUGAAGAUCAAUGGACUAAAGAUUACGAAGAGCUAGAAGAGUCUCGUCUUCGUCUUCGAUUGUUGGAAGAUGAUAAUCGCUUUUUGCAGGAUUCGCUAAACGUGCUGGAGAAUAAAUUACAGGAGCAGAGCAGUGCUUUUGCUAGUAUUGAUGCAGAGACGAAUAAGUUACGAGCAAGGUUGGACAUUGCGGAUUCGUUGGAAACUCAGAAUUUGGUCUUGAGUCCUCAGCUGGAAUCUAUACAACAGUCCCUGCUCGUAGCACAAACCGAGAAUGCUCGACUUGUAGCAGAGUUACAAAAUAAGGAACCAAUAGCUAGCCUCGAUGAGACGAGACAUCAGAUAGAUGCCCUUUCUGCAGAAUUAGAAGCCCGUAGUAAGGUCGAAGCUGAUUUACGACGAGGUCUUGAAAUCGCCAAAGAAUCCAUACGAGAUUUACACGAAAAACUGGCUUUGGCCACAGCCGAAAGAGAUUCAGCAAUAGCAGAACGAGACUCGGCUGCUUCCGAACGUGAGACUCUGGUCUCGGAGCGAAGCUCUUGGCUGUCGGAGAACGAAUCGCUACUAUCAGCACGACAGUCAAUAGAAUCAGACUAUAAUUCCCUCAUGUCAGAACGUGAUUCGCUCUUGUCUGAGCGACAGUCGUGGACUUUUGAACGUGAUUCGCUGCAAUCAGAGCGUGACAGUUUGAUAUCUGAAGCUAGCACUCUGAUAUCAGAACGAGAUAAGCUGAUCUCUGACCUUGAUGCUCUUGUAUCGGAACGUGAUGCCAUCAAGGCCAAGUUAGAACAAGUUGAAUCAGAAUCUCGAGAUUCUAACAAGCUGGCGGAGAUGGCCGUCCUGCUCGAUACGUAUAAAAGUCAGCUUGAAGAGAAGAUUGUUCAACUUAAUGACGCGACUCGUAGUAUAAGAGAUCAUGAAUUAGCUGCUGAGCAAUUUGCGGAAGUCGUGGAAUUGAGUGAAGCUGAGGCUACCGAAAAGAUAGCCCGUCUCGAGGAAGAGCUUGAUCGGCUUCGCUCUACCGUGCAGUAUCCUCAAGGAACCAAUGAACUGCAGGCUCAAGUAGAACAGCUAUCGAAAGAUUUAGCAUUGACGACCAAACAAUACAAGGACGUCGAGGCACGACUAGAAGCCGCCCUUUAUCAUAGUGAUGAGCUACGCAAUAGUCGUGAUGCUGCAGUAGCUCAACAUGAGCAGUUGAAUGCACGUGUGGACGGUUUGACCCAACAUUUAGUAGAGCUCGAGUCAAAUCAACGUAAAGAAUCUGACGAACUGGCCGCGGAGCUAGUAAAUCAACGUAAAGAGUCUGAACAAUUGGCCACGGAGCUAGUAGAAGCUAUUAAAGAACGUGAUAGAGCUAGACGUGACGUUGAUAAAUUACAAGAUGGUGUCUCGAAAGGAGCUCAGGAUCAGGAGCUCAUACUGGAGAGUCUCCGUGAUUUGACUGAGCAGGCAGCUACACUUAAAUCUCAGUUGGAAGGUGUAACUUUAGAACGUGAUGAGCUCAACGAGCAAGUAAUAUCCUUAACGACACGUCUUGAUGAUGCUCAAUCCAAUCAUGCUCAUACUCGACAAGUAUUGUCAUCACAAGCAGAUGAAUUAAAACGUAAAAUGGAAGCCAUCACGACUAGUGCAGAAGCAGAACGGCAGAGUUGGCGAAAUAGUAGUACUCAGCUCAACGACGAGGCCAUUAGCCGUUUAGAAUCCGAGAGAGAUUCAGUUUUAAAUCAACUCAAGUCUGCUGAAGCUGAACUGAUCAAAAUUACUCAAAAGGCGACUGAAAUGUCGGAAGAAGUUGAAGAUCUGACUUCACGUCUUCAAUCUGUAUCUCAGGAGCGUGACAGCUUGAAAUCUCAAGUCGACACCAAUAAUGCCGAAAUGGAGACACUCAGUCGUAACGUCUUGGCCAUACAACAUGAACGAGAUGAAUCUCGUAAUCAAUCUCGUGAAUCGUCCAGUAAACUUGAGUCUCUUGAAUCUACUGUGGCUGAUCUGCAAACUCAGAUUGGUGAAUAUAAAGUCGCUUUGCGCGAUUCAGAAGCGGAACUGGACGCUGCUCAAUUAGAGAAUAGAAGAUUGACAGCCAAUCUCACUGAGAUUGGAAGCCGAAUGACUGAUGUUGAAGUCGAUCGUGAGACAUUCCAGCAAAAACUCUCGCAAUUAACGUCAGAACGAGACAGUUUGCAAGAGCAAGUAUUUGCACUACAAGCGCAGUUGUCUGUGUCUACAUCAGAGUUGGAUCGGGUGACUUCCGAAAUGUCUCAUGUGAGACAGGAAGAAGCCGACCUACAACAUAAAUUGGCUCAAGCAACUGAAUAUUUACGUUCUGUACUCAAGGAACGUGAUGAAGCCAAGACAAUAAUAUCUAGCGGAGACACAGAAAACACGUCUUUGACCAAUGCCCUGAAACAAGCAGAGGCUAGUGUAGUUGCUAUGAGAACGGAGUUGGAAGAGUUACGAGAACAGGUCCAUAGCUAUGCCAUAUCUGCAGAGCACACCAAGGUCCAACUAGACGUUGCUCAAGCAGAGCGUAAUAGUGCCAUUGCUCGACAAGAUGAGAUUCAAUCCGCUAUGACUGAUUUGGAGCGAGAAAAACGUGACAUAUUGAGUCAGUUGCAUCAGCUACAGACUCAUGUAGAACAUAAAGACACAGCACUCACUCAUCUAACACAACGUCUAUCGGCUUCAGAAGAACAGCUAUCAGGAAGGCAUGAAUCGCAUGGUGCAGAGAUUGCCCGCCGAGAUAGAGUAAUCGAUGAAAUUACUGCCAAACGAGACGAUUUAAAUGCACAAUUAUUGGAACAAGCAUCACAAAUAGCUCAAGCCAAUGAAGAGCGUGAAGACUUAUCUCAAACGCUCAAAGAGCUUCAAACCGAGUAUGAGUCAUUAUCUGACGAAUUUGCUCGUAUUGUAAAGGAACGAGAUGAUUUCUCAGCUGACCACGCAUCCGUAAAUGAAAUGUUGACUAGUGUAUCUCAGCAGCGAGAUACGGCUAUAGCUCAGAGCCAGACAUUUGAACAAGCUUUAAACGAGGCUACAGCUAGGCUAGACCAAAGUAUUAGAGAUGCUCAGGAGCUACAUCAGAGACUACAGUCUUUGACAAGUGCUCAUGAUACGCUUCAAAUAAGCUAUAAUCAAGUCGUAUCUGAUUCUCGUGAAAUCUCGUUACGAGCGCUGCAAGAGACCGAGUCUUGGGCAGCUGAGAGAGAGAAACUAAUGGAGGGCCUCAUUCAAGCUAAAUCACGUAUACAGGCACUCGUGAGCGGAGAGGAAUUCCUCAAUAAACGUAUAUCAGAGUUAGAGCUUUCCAAAUCCACUGCCAUCUCAGAGUCUACUCAGCUUGGUCAUGAAUGUGAUCAGCUACGAGCUCGUCUGGAUGCUAUAACUGGCGAAUUAUCGGAUGGUCAACAAAAGCUGUCCAAUCAACUUGAUAUUUUAGCUGCAGAAAAUGCUCAGUUGGCUCGUGAACGUGAAUCUCUGGCUAGAUCACUUGGUGAGGCUUUGUCCACUGGAGAAACGGCCAUCGCAGAACGUGAUGCUUUGUUUGAUGCAGUCUCUAUCCUUCGUAAAGAAAAGGAAGAUAUUGAAGCUGAACGUGACUUGUUCAGUCAGUCAAAUGCUGCUCUCAAGGAAGAGUUGGAUGUAUUGAGGAAUGCAAAUGAGAGUCUUGAUACUGUCAUCAAGUCUGGAAUUGAAAGUCUCAAUACCUUCAGGAAUGAAAACUCUGACCUCAAGAGCCAAUACGACGGUCUAGCACAGCAAUUAUCUGUAGCUCGUCACCGUAUAGAAGAGCUAGAAGAGACAACUGAAUCAGAAAGAUCCAGACUACGGAAAGAGAAGGAAGCUCUUAUACGUGAAGGUGCUUCUCUAACAGAAGCCUGUGAUGCUAUGAGGACUCAGCUGGCCGAAGCUCAACGAGAGAGUCAUCAGACAAAAUCCGCUCGAGACGGACGAAUUGCCGAACUCGACGCGAUGAUGAUUACUCUCAAGAACGAGAAGAAGGUCAUAUCACAUGCAUUCACUGAAUUAGAACGUGAUGCCAAAGAAUUACGGAAACAUCUUGAAGAUCAACUUGAACAUACUCAAAAGGCCUUGUCUGAAGCUCUAAUCGAUCUUGCUCUCGAACGAACUCAAGCGUCAGCUCAAUCGGCUCUUAUUAGCAAACUACAGUAUGACUUGGAUCAUGAAGUAAAUGCCAAUAAAGCUGAACGCGAACGAUCUGAAGAAGCACAUACAGUCGCUACAGCUCGUGCCGAUGUAUUACGAGCCGCUGAAGAAGAACGUGAUAAUGCUCGAAGCCAACUUGAAACCCUACGAAAGGAGAUGUCUGACAGCCAAACCACAAUGCGAGAUCGCCUCACAGAAGCCGAACUAGAGUUACGAGCAGCGCAAGAUAGAUCUUCGUCACAUGCAUCUGAACUGCUUGGUCGUAUAGAAGUAUUAGAGAGCCAACUUACUGCAUAUCAGGACCAGCUUCAUGAUUCGAAUGCUGCAUUCGAGCAUCUGCAAACUCAGUGGACGGCAUCCAACGAGACUGUAGAACACCUGCAGUCCGAGUUAUCGGCAUCCUCUGAGACUUUGGAACGUCUUCAAUCAAAAUUGUCUGUAUCCGAGGCGUCUGCUAGAAAUCUGGAGGAACAUUUAUCGUCGUCGGCAGCCUCCGUAAAUAGACUAGAAGCCGAAUUGGUAUCAGCUCGUAAUGAUGUAGAAGCCGCUCAAGCCCAAUUGAGCUCAGCGCGUACUCAAUUAGAAUCAGCUCAAAGUCAACUAGAAUCAGCACAUGCUCAGAUCAACCAACAGGCCCAAUCAUCUCAUAAUCAAUCUGUAUUGCUAACUCAGCUCGAGGAAGCCAUGUCCGCCAAGAAAGUAGCGUUACAAGAGCUUGAAUCUAUUCGAGUAUCCUAUGAGAAGUUGGUAGCAUCAGAGGAAAGUGCUCAGAAUGAUUUGGUCGAGCUUGUCCAAGUAAGAGCACGACUAGAAGAAUCUAUGGCAGAACUAGCAAAAUCAAUAGAAUCCAAAUCUAACGAAAUUGGUCAAUUGGAAGAAGAUAAUGAUGUCUUAGAAGCUACCGCAAUACGAUUAGAGCAAGACAUGGAAUCAUACAAGAAACGAGUAGAGGAUGAUCUCAAACACCAGGAACAUGACUCCCGUAAAGAGAAGGACCUCCUUGCAAUUGAUUUGAAUCAGUUAAGGAUGGUUGUAGAUGAAAGGACUGACCGAGUCUCGAGUCUUGAAGCAGAAUGUCAGUCUCUCCGCUCGCAGUUUGAAGGAUUGCAGCAACAUAGGCAGGCAGUAAGGAGCUCAUUGUCGGAUCUCUCCGCCAGACUGCCUUCCCCAGUCGAUGCUGAUUUGGCCACUGUCGAUGAAAUAGAAUAUCUCAGAGUAUUGUCUAGUAAACUUGAUACCAUACAGGAUCAAUUGAUGGAUGCUCAUAAGAGCUAUGAUGCAGCAGUCAGUAGAGCAGCGGAGUGGGAGAGACAUGCUGAAGAUCUCAAACGAGAGCGUGACCAAGCACGUAAACAGGCUUCCGAGCACGGUGGUAAACUAAAUGAUUUGUCUCAUCAAUUACUCUCUAUUGGUGCUCAGGCAGAAUCAGUGCAUACUCAACAGAUGGUUGAAUUACAACAAGCCACCGAGAAAGUCAGCUCGUUAACUGCGGAGCUCGAUACUAGAAAUCGUGAAGUCAACCACCAUCUUACCUCAAUACGCCAUUUACAAAACGAGGUUGAAAAGUCGUCAGAAGAGUUAGCACGACGAAAAGAACAAGACUUGCAGGAUGGAGAUCUUGAUGAUCGUCUCGCCGCUGCCAAUGAGCGUGUAGAAUCGUAUGCUCAGCUUGCUGACAGUGCAGUCAAGUCUAUGGAAGUAUAUCGAGAUGAACUCAGUCGUAAACAGCUUCAGUUGCAAAAGAUGGAGAUAGAGAUUGGAAGACUGCAACAAGAUAGGAGUCGUGUGGGCAGUCUACAGCAGUCUGAUAUUGAUGAACUUGGUUCUCGAGCUAUCGAAACUGGUGUCUCUGCUAUCGAUGAACUUGUCCGGGCAGUAUCUAGUGCUAGUUUACGAGGGCCUCCUCAGACUAUGCCCGCUAACUGUUGUGGCCAUGUCGAAUGUCAUCGUGGAUGUAUGCUUGAUAACGAUGCCGAUGUCGAUGGAAAUCAAGCCGAAAUACUCCAACAUCUCGUAAAACAAGUAUCCACUAUAAUGAAAUCGUCAGCUGACCAUGCCGAGACUUCGAAGAGGAUCUUGAUGGAAUUGUCUUCAUCGGCUUCUGAAGCAGGUCAUAGUCCUUCUAGAACGAAAGAAUCACCAAUUAAACCCGAAUUUUCAGCUGCUAAAGAGGAACGUGUUAGGAAACUGAUCAAGAUGCAGUCCAAUUUGCUUGAAGAGCAUCGCCUCUUUUUGGCAGAAAUGGAGUCGGCAUCUCAGUCCUUUAGUAGACGAUCUGUAAAUCCUGAAGAAUUAUCGGCUAGAUUUGUAAAAGUUGUUGGUGGAUAUCAAGGAAUUGUCGCUGAGCUCAUUGAGAAGACCAGCGAGAUGGUUGAUUCUAUCAGUGACAAACUUCCGGAUUUACGAGCAGAGAUUUCGUUUUUGGCUUCGGAAUUGCGAGAAGUCAUCUUACAGCACCAAGGUCUGUCUCGACAUGCCAAAAACUUGCUGUCUGCAGUAGAGAAGAGUAGACGAGUAACUCGGUUUGCUGAUGAUGGAAACACAUCCUUCAUGAGCUAUAAUGGUGCUGGUGACAUGAGUACUGUAACCAAUGGAGACGUAUCAGCCUAUCGUAUCAACUUUGACGAAUUUGCAGAGUUGGCAGCAAAAGCCGCUCAAGCAGAAAACUACCAUGCUCAGUUUGAUAACUGUCAGUCCAUCCUGAAGGAUCAAGAAAAAGAGAUUGAUGUACUCAAGGAGGCUAUAGAAGCUAUGACUGCACGACCGGUAGAAGGUUCUGCUUCUGCUGACUUGGUUGCACUCAAGUUACUUCAACGUCAAGUAGAAGAGCUACGCAAAGUCUGGUCUCACGAAUUGUCUGCGAAUAGUAUUCUUCGCGGACUGAUCAUGAAGACCCAGCAGGAGGCCGUCGCUGCUGCUGAAGAAGCUCAAUUCCGUGAGCAACAGUUGAGAGCUGAACUAGAUGAAGCGGUAGUUUUGUGUGAGCAAACGGCAAAUGAUGCUCGAUUAGUUGCUGAACGAGAAGUUGAAAUAAUACGUCGAGUAUCUGCAGAUAUGAAGGCUUACGAUGAUAGACUAGCCUCUCAAAUAUCAGAAGCGGAUAUGUCAUCUAGUCGUGUUGCUGCACUAGAAGAAGAACGAGAUCAAGUGGCUGCUCAACAGGCUCGAAGUUUGUCUCGUUUACAACGUGAGUUGAAACAAGCACACGAAGAACGAGAUUCUUUAUUAGAACAGCUCAAGAAUGUUGAACUGGAGGUCUUGGAUCUUCAACAGUCUAUAAUGGAUGACAAGCCCUUCCCAGACAAGAAGGAGCCUGACUGGGAGACCCAACGUAGUAGAUUAGAAGCUGAAUUGUCGGAAUCAAGACGUAAAGAAUUGGAUUUACAUAGUCAACUCGAAUCUACUUUCGCUUCAGCUUCCGUGACGGAAUCGAAGCUCAAACAAGUCAGUGACGAACGUCAUAACCUUGAUAAUGAAGUACGUCGGUUGAUGCACGAACUCAACCAAGUUGGCAACAAGUCCCUCAGGUCUGCAGCCACCUCUCCAGCACGCACCUUAUCUAGUCCACCUCGCUCCUCCGCUGAGCUACAAAAGAUUGAAAGAGAGCGAGAUGCUGCUCUCAGCAAAGUCAAGGAGCUCAUAGAAGAUUUAGAAUCACAUAGGAGCAGCUGGAACCGAGAUCGUGAAAAUUUGGAAUCAGAGCUCUCUGCCUUGCGUCAACAGCAAGAGGAGGAGAAGAAUAGAGUGCUCAACGAAAAUCAAUCACGACGACCUCGAUUCUAUUCUGCCGUAGACGAACAUAGUGACCAUUCCAGUGAACUUCGUAGAGUACACGAAGAGCAACUAACAAGACUUGCUAGUGCUGAACGUAAACAUGCCGAUAUUAUUGCUCAAUUGUCGCGUGAACAUACCAAGCAGCUCGAAAAACUCACGAAGGAAUACAAUCUCAACUUGUCGUCACUACAACAGCAAAUCCAAGAUAUAGAAGUCCAUCGUGACAAGGUAGCGGAUAAUAUGCAACAUGAUUUUGCUACUCAAUUGGAUAAUCUGGCUCGACAAUAUGAUAAAGUCAUUGUUGAACAUAAACGACAGAUUGCCACCCUAGAACGUCUCGUGCAUGCUGGUGAAACCAGUAUACAUCAAGAUCUGUCGAGUCAGCUAGAUUCUGUAAGACAACAACGUGAUGAGCUACUAUCAGAUCUAAAGACUGUGAGAUCUGAUUUGGAGAGGACAUUGAAUCAUGAAAAGGCCCACUGGAGCAAAGAACGUGAAGCCUUACUCGCCGAAGCGGAUUCAGCCAAACGAGCUCUUUACGAAUCAACUAGUAAUUUAUCUGGGCAAUCCGCAGAACUAGCUGAAGCCAAACAACGAGUCGAUGAAUUAGCAGACUUGCUAAUUGCAAGUGAAGAACGAGAACGUACCAUGGCAGCUGCUAAAAAGUCUGUUGAACGUCGUUUGGCCGAUCGUGAUCGGGCUAGUAAAGAAGGCAUUCUUGAAUUUGAGAAGACCUUCCGAGAACGAGAAACAAGAUGGACUAUUGAAAAGCAGGAAUUAGAACAACGGCUGGUUCGUGAAAGGGCUGUUUUGGCUGAUCAGCUUGCUGAGGCACAGUCUGCUUGGAAUGUCGAGCGUAAAGCUCUUAUAAUAGAAGCUGAUAAUGCUAAAGAGGCUGCCGAGUUAGCUGCCAGUCAUAUUGAUGAAGCUAUGACUGAACGUGCUGCUAUUCAACGGGCGUUAGAAGUCCAGGCAGAGCGCUUUGGCAAGAUGGAUUCUACAAAGGACGCUCAGAUCCAGAGAUUGGAAGCCAUGGUCAAUACUAUACGAGCCAAUGAAGCUGAAUUGGCCGCAUCUCAAAUGGAUCGAACGCAACAGUCUCUUCAAGAAUCAACGUUACAGCAGUUGGCUAUUUCUGAAGAGGCUCGCAGGACUGAAAGAGAGAGAAGCAAACUUGUCAUUGCCAAGUACAAGAAACUGAAGUCAGACCAUUCUAGAUUACGUGAGGAUUGUCGACUUGUUUUACAAGAACUGGCCUAUUUGAGAGCAUAUGUUACACGUUUGAUGCAGUGGAGGAAAGAUCUCGGUUACCAGAAACUGUAUCUAGAUAUGACAAUUACCAAUUUGCUUGAGACUCACAAGACAACAUUGAAUCUCAUACAUGGAAUGGGAAUUGAUUCACCUGACGAUCAGGGAGAUAUUUCACCUGUUCGCAAGUUACAUCGUUGUGUCAAGGUGGUAAUUGCGUGUGUCCGAAUGAGGUAA
Synchytrium microbalum is the source of this 10122-nucleotide messenger RNA. RefSeq lists its product as uncharacterized. The transcript has 16 exons. Bases 1 to 10122 code for a protein of 3373 amino acids. The record is from RefSeq and is a predicted model, not a curated record. NCBI's taxonomy places the organism in Eukaryota, Fungi, Chytridiomycota, Chytridiomycetes, Synchytriales, Synchytriaceae.